AUGACUUCUCUAACGGAUUCAAAGUGUUGGGUAUCUUGUUGAAGAUGCAGCAAACACUUUAUUUCAUAUAAGUCUAACGAGUAAACCCACAAGGAUUUCAAGUUGAUUGGGCGGAAAGUAUGAAUCUUUGUGUUCAUAGUUCAUAUCUUGAAUCCGAUUCCAGACAUGCAAGAUCGGAUAUGGAUGAAAUCACAGAAGCACUUUUCUGUCUUGUCAUAUUGAGGUGCUUGAGGUUUUUCAGAAAUAUAUUUCUUACCAACUGAGGCUAUUACUUCUUGGAGUUAUCAAGUUGAGAAUACCAUUGGAAGUCUAAACAACAGGAAAUCUUCUGUUGCGUGAACUUUUCUUCUGUGGAGUUUUGAGAUAUGGGGAGAGGUAGGGGAAAGGGAAAGAGGUUAACUGUCACCAAUCAUGAUGAUCCUGGAAGCGGCGAGGAAGAGAAAAUACCCGCACAAAAGAGAAGAGGAAGACCAUUAAAGCCUUUAAAGGAUGAAAUUGAUGAAGAAGAAGUAGAAAAAGUAGAAUCAGAUGACAUUGAGAAUGCAAAAGCUGGUAUCACAAGCAAAGAAAUAAAAAUCCCCACUGCAGCAGAGAAUGGAAAGAAGAGGAAGCGGAACUCACAGGCCAAGGAGAAGUCAGAUUCAGUGAAGGAGGAAAACGGUAAUGGAACACGAUCAAGUACAGAUGACUCAACUAAAUCUAAUGGAUUUCGGCAUAAUGGGAGCAGGCGGAAAAAUAAACCCCGUCGAGCUGCUGAAGCUGGGGUUGAAUGCAAGUAAGGGCGUGGUUGCGCAUUGCGCUGGUUUCUGGUUUCUACAUUGCCAGAGCAAUCACGUGACAUGAAGCGAGACCUAGUAAAUCUCUAGUUUUGUCUUCUUUUUUCCUGGUUAAUUGUUCUUUCUUUGGUAAUUUCGUUCCUGAUUCGUUUUUGAUUUAUUUGUGAAAUUCGGAAUGCAUUCUGAUGGAUGUAGUUUUUCCAAGUGCUCUGAUAUUUUAAAUUUUGACUAUCUGAUUUCUUUGUCUUGUCUUGUAUAAUUUGCAGAACAUAUUUAAGCAGUUUCUGUCUCUCAGAUUGUCUUC
Molecule: messenger RNA, 1080 nt
Organism: Fragaria vesca subsp. vesca
Lineage: Eukaryota; Viridiplantae; Streptophyta; Magnoliopsida; Rosales; Rosaceae
Exons: 3
Coding region: 366-779 (137 amino acids)
Source: RefSeq, a predicted model, not a curated record